Serinus canaria (Common canary) is the source of this 476-nucleotide messenger RNA. RefSeq names its product sodium/hydrogen exchanger 1-like. The annotation marks the transcript as partial. The transcript is spliced from 2 exons. The record is from RefSeq and is a predicted model, not a curated record. NCBI's taxonomy places the organism in Eukaryota, Metazoa, Chordata, Aves, Passeriformes, Fringillidae.
CCCCCGCCCGCCGCCAUGGGCGCCGCGGCCCUGCGCGCCCUGCCCUGGGCGCUGCUGCUGCUGGGGCCGCUGCUGCCCGGGCAGGUCCUGCAGGCCAACCCCAUGCUCACCUCCGAGGGCCAGCCCGCGCCGCUGCCCGGCGGCGAAGUGCCCGGCUUCACCGCCGCGCCGCCCGCCGCCCCCGAGGAGAUCCACCCGCUCAAGGAGCAGCCGGCCAACGGCUCGGGAGAGGGGCACGCCAAGCACCGCAAAGCCUUCCCGGUCAUCGGCAUCGACUACACGCACGUCCGCAUCCCCUUCGAGAUCUCCCUCUGGAUCCUCCUGGCCUGCCUCAUGAAGCUGGCUGGAUCAAUACCAGCCGAAUUAGCCCAAACCUGUGACGUGAUGGAACCUGCUGUGCUGUCCCCAGCAGUGCAGAGGUUGAGCUGGCCCUGGUCCCAGCCAGGGGGACAGGAGAAAUGUUUGCCUUGGAGCAG